Molecule: messenger RNA, 4473 nt
Organism: Scylla paramamosain (green mud crab)
Lineage: Eukaryota; Metazoa; Arthropoda; Malacostraca; Decapoda; Portunidae
Product: mucin-2-like
Exons: 3
Coding region: 1-1650 (549 amino acids)
Source: RefSeq, a predicted model, not a curated record
AUGGUGACGAAAGCAGUGUCGUGCGAGUCCAGCGUUCGACAGGUGACUGAGGCAAGUGUGUCAGGACCAGACCAGGAGAUGAGUAGCAACGUUCUGGUUACAGAAACUCAUACCACACACCAGCAGACCAACACACUGACAGCUGCAGACCUGAACACACCUUCCACAUACCACCAGACUGAAAUACCUGCCACUGUGCCACCAAACACACCCACCACACACCAACAGACUAACACACACACUACCACAGACACAAACACACCUGCCGCACACCAUCAGACUGAAACAACUGCCACUGUGCCACCAAACACACCCACCAUACACCAACAGACUAACAUGCACACUACCACAGACCCAAACACACCCACCAUACACCACACUGACACUCACACAGACUUAAAUGCACCCACCACACACCACUUUAAUACAUACACACCCACCUCACACCAGGAAACUGUAAAACCCACACCUACAGAAGCACACACCACAACACACACAACACCAAAGACAGAAACACACACCACAACACAUACAAUACCAGAGACAGAAACACACACCACAACACACACAAUACCAGAGACAGAAACACACACCACAACACACACAAUACCAGAGACAGAAACACACACCACAACACACACAAUACCAGAGACAGAAACACACACCACAACACACAGACACCAGCUGGCAGAAGCACAAGGCAGCAGAGAACUAGUCACAGCACAGAAUGACACUGGGACAGUCAAAGCUAUGGAAGAGGAAACAGAAUCACAAACCGAGACUCACAGUGACGCAAAAGACAGUGAAAAAGCCACAGAGAAACCCACAGAACCACAGGACCAGAGUGAGAUACAAAUUCAUAUGCCCUUCACAGCACCACAGGAGAAUGAAACGCAGGAAACACACACUGAGGAGACUGAGGCAGACACAGCUCUUCAUAACGAGGCUGUCAAGAAGACACAACCUGAUCCACAGACUCAGACUAUGAUGUACUUGGAGGUUGAUUCAGAGAAGCCAGGACAGGCAGAUACUACCAGGGAAGGAGAUACAGAAACACAGGGAUUACCAGACAGUUCCAAGUGGGAAUUGAAAGCAUCAGAAGACAAAUUAUUACCCUCCAUCAUUACAACUAUAACAGAUGUGGAGAUGGAGACAGAGAAGCCAGUACAGGCAGAUACUCCUACAGACAGCAGGGAGGGAGAUACAGAAACACAGGAGGUACUAGACAGUGACAAAGAGGAAUUGAAAGCACCAGAGGAGGAUGGACCAUCAGGCUCCACCACCACUGAAGACGAACACUUGGACACCACACCGGGAACUUCUAAACAGCCCUCAAGGAAAACUGGAUCGCGAGUCACCAGAAGUCGGGCCGUGCCCAAGAAUAAUGUGGAGGACACAGUACCUAAGGACUUGCAGAACACAAACCAGGAGGAGCAGGAUGUGGAGAAUGUAGAGGAGACUCCCAGUGAUAACCAGGAGGAGACCAGAGUCACUAGGAAGUCCUUGAGAGUGAAGGCAAAGACAUCUCCCAAGUGUCACUCCUCAGUGGACAGCACAAGAGCGUCCCUGAGGAGUAACAGGAAGCGAAAAUCAGACAGUGGAGAAAGCUCAGUGAAAAACACAAAAAGGAGGACGUCAACAAGGUUAUAACAAGACACUUGGCAUAAUGCAAACUGGUACAGCACUGGUUUAGAAACUGUUGCCAUAAUAUUGUGGAUUCUCGCCAGAUCAUUGUGAUAAUGUGUGUGUGUGUGUGUGUGUGUGUGUGUGUGUGUGUGUGUGUGUGUGUGUGUGUGUGUGUGUGUGGGGGGGGGGGGGGUCUUGGUGUUUUGGUGAGGGAGUGACAGACUUGACUGGUUAUUUGGGAGUGGCGUAUCAAAACAGUAAACUGAAGGUGUGUUUUGUUUAACACACGAGGGAACACUAUGGUGUCUGAUGCGUGUCUGAAGAGGAGUGGAGCUUGGCAUCCAUGACCUUGAAAACAUUAACAGGAAGUACAAGUGUGACUGCUUGUGGUAACUGAUGCUUCCACUGGUGAUGGGAAAGACAGGAUGGAGAGAAGUCUCUUCACUAAAACCUCACAUUUAUGCAAUGGAAGUAUUUUGUGUGUCUUGAAUGAUGCAACGGAGGGCCUGAAAGAGGGACGGGUCUUGUUGUGGGGGAGGUGCUUAACUGGAGACAGUUGCCCAUAAGCAGAUGCCCCUUUCCUUACCCAAAAGUACCUGGCAUGCGGCACAGGAGAUAAGGAGAAGUGCCCAACAGAUGUGACACAGGGAUGCCUCUCUGUGGAUGACAGUAGAGCAGAGGCAAGAGAGGCACCAGCUGGGAUGCCUGCAGUGCCACAACAAGCUCAGGUGUUUGGCAGUCUUCAGUACACUGUAAAUACUCAGCUCAAAUGUGGGCAAUACAUGGGGGAAGUCUGUGAGGGUCAGUCUGAAUAUAAAGGAAAGCAACAAUAACCAUUCUGAAAUCCAGGCAAAAGUAACAGGAUUGGUUUGAGAUGAGGAAGAAAGCAGUGAGGGUUGAUCUGAAAUGCACACAAAAGCAGUCUGAAAUGUGGACAAAAAAAAGCAAAUAUCAGUCUGAAAUGAAAGAGAAGCAACAAACUUUCUGGAAUGUGGACAGAAACAAGAAGGAUCAGCCUAAGUGUGGUCAGAAAAUGCUAGUGGAGGCAUGUCUUCAGGAAGCUGCAGGAGGAAGGAAGCAGUGUUGCUGCGGUGAACGGGAAGCUCUCUACGCCAGGGAGCCGGAAUGUUGGUGUGACAACCUCAGGGCAUAGUUGUAUUUUAUUAAGCAUUUGAUCAUUGCCUAUCUCUGGUGUGUCUUUAUGAAUUGUCUUUUUUUUUUUACUCUAUUUUCCUUUCCUGGUAGAGUAAUAGCAGUAUACAAGUUUGCUGUGUAAGAUAUGUGCAGUAUUGAGGCCAUUGCCAAGGUGCCAUCACGUGCUAUAUUGCCACUACCUGGCGUACUUAUCAGUAUACCACUAGACAUACCAUAUUUUGGCAUAUCAUACUUCAUUACGUACACUGCCUUUUUGAUAUUUUCUUCCCAGUGUUUCUGUGCCAUCAAUAACUUUUUAGUUUGGAGUUUUCAGCGCGUCUGGGUUGGCCGCUCCACCACCACUCGUCCAGCCACCCUCCACCUGAGGAAGUUAAUCUACACAUGACAGGUGGAGGAAGAGCUGGGCAGGUGAGGGUGACAGUGAGGCCAGGAUGGGUACAGGACAGGUGGUGUCUGGCGCAGUGUGUUCCGCUGUCUCUCUCACUCUCUCUGUUUGGGUAUGGUUCACACAGUACACAUGCACACAUGCUACACACUCACACACACACACACACACACACACACACAUACACACUAUUUUUGGUCAUGUUUGGGUGUUUUAUAUAUAUUUAUUUAUUUAUUUUUGUCCAUUUAUUCAUCUUUAUGUAUGUGUUUGCAAGGGAUUGCAGUGUUUUUUUGAUUGUUAAUUUAUUUGCACUGCUAUUAUUUCCUGGGACUUUAAUUUGUUAUCUUUUUUUUGUCUGUUAUGAAAAGAGACUGAUUAUUAUCAUUCUUUAUUAUGAUUAUUAUUAUGAUUAUUAUUAUUAUUAUUAUUAUUAUUAUUAUUAUUAUUAUUAUUAUUAUUAUUAUUAUCAUCAUUGUUGUUGUUGUCACUGGUUAUUACUGUGAAUGGGAUAGCCAGAGCCAAAAAGUGAGAGAUUAUUUUUUUUUCUCAAUAUUUACACUCAAGAAAACAAUAUUGGCCAUUACAUUGUAACCACUCAAAAUUGCUUAGCUUUUAGUUCAUUGUAACCCACAUAGCCAUUUCUUUCUGCACUGCUUUUAGAUUUAUGCAGGAUAUCCUUUAUUUUUUCUCCUAAACUUGUUAUUCUUCUACUCAGUUAUCCCAGUGAGCAGUAUUGAGGAGUGUGAAUGGUAAACCCCUUAAGGAACCCCACCUUCAUCUCCCUCAUUCCCUUCCUAGCCUGUCCCUUGCACCUCCCCUCUCCCCAGUGAUUAGUGCAUUAGCCAGGCCUGGUGGUGUGGUGAUGGGGCACAGCACAACUCUACUUCAGGCUAACAGUGACAGCGGGACUAGGGAGCAGUGCAGUGUGGUGUGGCUAGGCUUGGCGGUGUGGCUGAGGGGCCCAGGGACGCAUCUUCUCUGCCCUCGCGCGAAUCUGACUUCCCAACGGCCACUGCACCUUCCCAGACCCCUGCCUCCCUUCCAUCCUGGCCCACAGGACGCUCCUGGCCAAGGGUGGCCCAUCGAGUAUUUGUUUGGAGAUGUCGUCAAGGGGUAAAGAUAGAAAGCGGGGUCAGUGGUGGUGGUCAUUAUGUUCGCCUGUGUCCUUCAUUGUCACUUCUGCUGUAAGUACAGUCAUGGCACAAAUGCUCACACUUGUGCAUGAUUGGCUGUGAUUUUGUACAUAUAUAUAUGUAAGUUUACAUAACCUGUUACAGUUCAAAUACAAAUAAAUUUACAUGAAGGAA